This is a messenger RNA of Syngnathoides biaculeatus (alligator pipefish), 1002 nucleotides long. RefSeq names its product aquaporin-9-like. Gene Ontology annotation, biological process: water transport; glycerol transmembrane transport. The coding region runs from base 97 to 1002 and encodes 301 amino acids. Gene Ontology annotation, cellular component: basolateral plasma membrane; plasma membrane. The transcript is spliced from 6 exons. The record is from RefSeq and is a predicted model, not a curated record. Gene Ontology annotation, molecular function: glycerol channel activity; urea transmembrane transporter activity; water channel activity. Lineage: Eukaryota; Metazoa; Chordata; Actinopteri; Syngnathiformes; Syngnathidae.
GACAUCCGCUUGGCAGAGGUUGACGCGGCGGGACGUUCCGGCACUUUUAAUCGCAGUCGGCGCGGCGAUACUUUGAAACAUCUCAAGAGGAGGAGCAUGAGGAAACACUGUGCGAUCAAGCAUGGAAUACUUAAGGAAUUCCUGGCAGAAUUCCUGGGGACCUUUGUUUUGGUUUUAUUUGGCUGCGGAUCAGUGGCCCAAACGGUCCUCAGUCGGAACUCUUUGGGUGAGCCGCUAACCGUCCACAUCGGCUUCUCCGUCGGAUUGACGAUGGCGGCUUACGUGGCUGGUGGAGUGUCAGGGGGCCACGUGAACCCUGCCGUGUCUCUGGCCAUGGUGAUCCUCGGCAAAUUGAAGAUCUGGAAGUUUCCUUUCUACGUCAUUGCUCAGUUUCUCGGCGCAUUCGCAGGAGCGGCUGCGGUCUUUGGAUUAUACUACGACGCCUUCAUGGACUUCACCAGCGGGAUUCUGUCGGUGACGGGAAUCAACGCCACCGGUCACAUUUUUGCAUCCUACCCGGCGAGACACCUGUCAGUUCUCGGCGGAUUCAUUGAUCAGGUGGUGGGCACAGGCAUGCUGGUUCUGUGCAUCCUGGCCAUCAUCGAUGGGGGAAACAUCGGCGCUCCUAAAGGUGUGGAGCCGCUGGCCAUCGGGUUGGUCAUCAUGGCCAUCGGGGUGUCGAUGGGGCUCAACUGCGGCUACCCCUUGAAUCCCGCCCGGGACCUCGGACCCAGACUGUUCACUGCUGUGGCCGGAUGGGGGAUGGAGGUCUUCAGCACGGCAGGCUACUGGUGGUGGAUCCCGGUGGCGGGGCCCAUGGUGGGGGGGGUGGUCGCCGCCGUCCUGUACUACCUGCUCAUCGAGCUUCAUCACCCCCGCGACCAAGCAGCAGAGAAGCCCCAUGAGGAAGGUGAGGAGGAAGAGGAGGAGGAGGAGGAGGAAGAGGAGGACGACGAGGACUGCAGUCUGAAGGACAAAUACGAAAUGAUCGCCAUGAGUUAA